AGUGCCAUUCCUUAAUGGAAUGAUUAUUUCUUGGAUUGGUUCGUGGAAGGGAAUAUUUUAACGUCAUUCAUCUGUCGGUCAAAUUAAAUUACGAAUUAACUUUCAUAAAAAUCAUUUACUAGAAACAGGUGAAAAUAUAGGUAUUAAUUAAUCAAAUGCUCAGUAGCAAUAAUUACCUUAUUAAUAAAAUUCAAUACAAGAUUUUGUUUUUUGUUAAGUUGAUCAUAAAAUUUUAAUUAUGACAUUUAUACCUAACUGGGAAGAAUUUGAAAAGUCUGCAGAAAUGUUGUACUUACGGGAUCCGCUCAAUACUCGCUACAGUACUAAAUACUCGCAUUCAAAAGGAGUAUUUUUGGUUAAAAUUACAGACAAUAAAAAGUGUUUGCAAUAUAAAACAGAAGUGCAGCAAGAUGUGCGGAAAAUUGAUAAAUUUAUAACAAACCUGAUGAGGCAUAUGGCUUCUGAUGAAUAGAUUAAGUAAAAUAAAAUUAUUUUAUAA
This is a messenger RNA of Galleria mellonella (greater wax moth), 499 nucleotides long. RefSeq names its product signal recognition particle 9 kDa protein (gene Srp9). Gene Ontology annotation, biological process: SRP-dependent cotranslational protein targeting to membrane; negative regulation of translational elongation. Gene Ontology annotation, molecular function: 7S RNA binding. Bases 239 to 472 code for a protein of 77 amino acids. The record is from RefSeq and is a predicted model, not a curated record. NCBI's taxonomy places the organism in Eukaryota, Metazoa, Arthropoda, Insecta, Lepidoptera, Pyralidae. The transcript is spliced from 2 exons. Gene Ontology annotation, cellular component: signal recognition particle, endoplasmic reticulum targeting.